AUGCUUGAUCCUCUUUCCAACGCAUGCCCCAAAACCGCCUUAAAGACGAACGAUCUGAUCACCUUCGCUCCACAUCCCAGCCCCUCGGAGACCGGGACUCUCGGCUGCCUCAAGACUAGCCCCAGACGGAGCCACCAGUCGCCAGUCGAGACGAGAGACACUCACCGGCCCAGCUGCCCGACCAUCAACGCUGGUCGAAUUGCCAACACCAUCCCAUCUGCCCUUCAACCGCCCACUGCCACGCCGGCUUCCACCUCCACGCCGACGCCGACACCGACGCCAACGCCAACGCCAACUCAGACGCCGACACCAACACCAACCCCGACGCCAGGACCAACAUCCACGCCUGGACAAGCGCCGAUGUCGGCACAGGCCGCCACACUCAGUCUC
Molecule: messenger RNA, 390 nt
Organism: Protopolystoma xenopodis
Lineage: Eukaryota; Metazoa; Platyhelminthes; Monogenea; Polystomatidea; Polystomatidae
Source: the annotation of a GenBank genome assembly